AUUUCAGCUCGUAGUGAACCUUAUUAUUGGAAAUCGGUGCAUUGCCAUGUUGAUAAAAUGACCUGUUCGAUUGGCUUAGUUUUUCUCAAUAAAUAUUUACUCAGCAGCCAUGAACUACAGCUUAAUGCACCUCUCAUCGUCACUUGGUUCCAGUGUGUGAUCACCGUUGUUUUAUGCUUCUCUCUGUCAUUUCUAUCGAAAACUUUCCCUCACACCAUCAAUUUUCCGCGAAUGACGAUCGAUGCGAAACUUAGCAGAGAGAUAUUACCACUUUCUGUUGUCUUCGUUGGGAUGAUAUCUUUUAAUAAUCUUUGUCUCAAAUAUGUUGGAGUAUCAUUCUAUUACAUUGGACGUAGUUUAACUACUGUUUUCAACGUCAUUUGUACAUACAUAAUUCUUGGCCAAAGCACUUCUGGACGGGCGAUAUGCUGUUGUGUUUUAAUUAUUGCUGGUUUUUUGGUGGGAGUUGAUCAAGAGGAUGCUUCUGGCUCCCUUUCGGUAAUUGGAGUUUUAUACGGAGUUCUAGCGUCACUUUGUGUUGCAUUAAAUGCCAUUUAUACUCAGAGCUCGCUUUCUAUUGUUGGAGACUCCAUUUGGCGAUUAACAAUGUACAACAACCUUAACGCUAUUAUGCUGUUUCUGCCACUGAUGCUUUUAUUUGGAGAAAUCGGCGAGCUGAUGUAUUUUCCACGACUGUUUAGUCCAGUGUUUUGGACAUGGAUGACGCUUUCAGGUGUUAUGGGUUUUCUUAUGGGGUACGUUACAGGAUGGCAAAUUCAGGCCACCUCUGCUCUUACCCACAACAUAUCAGGUACUGCAAAGGCUGCUGCGCAAACAGUUAUAGCAGUUAUAUACUUCUCAGAAAUCAAGACAUUAAUGUGGUGGACAAGCAAUGCUAUUGUUCUAUUUGGUUCAGCAGCGUACACCUAUGUGAAGAAACAGGAGAUGGACAAGAAGGUUGGUUGGACCAAGAUUUUAUUUAUAAGUCGGAUAUUAUUUUCAAUGCCGAUAUUGGCGUUAAUUUUUCAGGUUGUUUUCAUGAAAUCGAACGACCGACGUCCGUUGAUGAGCACAAAAGUAGAUGAUGACACGCAGGUUUUUUGA
Molecule: messenger RNA, 1104 nt
Organism: Angiostrongylus costaricensis
Lineage: Eukaryota; Metazoa; Nematoda; Chromadorea; Rhabditida; Metastrongylidae
Source: the annotation of a GenBank genome assembly